Messenger RNA from Lizanozyma spartinae, 972 nucleotides. RefSeq names its product Ccc1p (gene CCC1). Gene Ontology annotation, cellular component: fungal-type vacuole membrane. The transcript has a single exon. Gene Ontology annotation, molecular function: manganese ion transmembrane transporter activity; iron ion transmembrane transporter activity. The record is from RefSeq and is a predicted model, not a curated record. Bases 1 to 972 code for a protein of 323 amino acids. Gene Ontology annotation, biological process: intracellular manganese ion homeostasis. NCBI's taxonomy places the organism in Eukaryota, Fungi, Ascomycota, Pichiomycetes, Serinales, Debaryomycetaceae.
AUGUCAGUUGUUCUUGCUUAUAAGAGUGUUGCUAAACUAUUUAAAUCCGAUGACACAGAUAAUAAUAGCGACAAUGCGUCUACCCGGUUAUUAACUGGUGAAGGCUCUGGCGUUAACACUGAUGGCAGCCUACCCCUCCCAUAUGGUUCAACAGCGACCGAAAUUGAAGUUAACAAUUCUUCAAACCUCCUUGAAUCUCAACUCAAUGGUAGCAAUAAAUUGAAUGGUGGCUCUUAUGAAGAUCUGAAAUUAGCCAGUGAUUCAGAUUCUAAUUUCGGUGGGUUUUUCCAAAGAUUCGAUCCAAGAGUCAUGUCUGAUAUUAUCAUUGGUUUAAGUGAUGGAUUGACUGUCCCUUUUGCAUUGACCGCUGGAUUAUCAAGUUUAGGAUCUUCCAAGUUGGUUAUAACUGGUGGCAUGGCUGAAUUAGUUUCAGGUGCCAUUUCAAUGGGGUUAGGUGGCUAUUUGGCGGCUAAAUCAGAAUUGGAUUAUUAUAAAUCUGAAGUUAAAAAGGAAAAAAUGGAAUUCUUUCUGAAACCAGAAACUAUAAAUGAAGAAGCUGCUGAUAUUUUGUUUGAUAUUGGAGCUAGUGAACAAACAAUUCAAUACUUUUUAAGAGAUUUGGAUUCUCAUCCUAAAAAAUUGAUUGAUUUUAUCAUUAGAUUUGGAAAGGGUUUAGAAGAACCUGCCGAAGGUAGAGAAAUCACCAGCGCAUUAACUAUUGGAUUAUCAUAUUUUAUUGGUGGAUUUAUUCCAUUAUUGCCAUAUUUCUUUACUGAUGUGGUGAAAACAGGUUUACUCAUUUCUGUAAUUGUCAUGUUGAUUACCUUGUUCAUCUUUGGAUAUGUCAAGACAGCCAUUUCAUUAGGUGAUCAUUGUGGAUUAAAUAAAAAAGUGGGAGAAGGAAUCCAAAUGGUUCUAAUAGGCUCUGUAGCUGCAGGUGCUGCCUGGAGUUUGGUCUACUUGAUUGAAUGA